Trachymyrmex septentrionalis is the source of this 1204-nucleotide messenger RNA. RefSeq names its product ribonuclease P protein subunit p40-like. Gene Ontology annotation, cellular component: ribonuclease MRP complex; multimeric ribonuclease P complex. Gene Ontology annotation, molecular function: ribonuclease P activity; ribonuclease MRP activity. The coding region runs from base 77 to 1168 and encodes 363 amino acids. NCBI's taxonomy places the organism in Eukaryota, Metazoa, Arthropoda, Insecta, Hymenoptera, Formicidae. Gene Ontology annotation, biological process: tRNA 3'-end processing; endonucleolytic cleavage in ITS1 to separate SSU-rRNA from 5.8S rRNA and LSU-rRNA from tricistronic rRNA transcript (SSU-rRNA, 5.8S rRNA, LSU-rRNA); tRNA 5'-leader removal. The record is from RefSeq and is a predicted model, not a curated record. The transcript is spliced from 7 exons.
AUGAGACUUACGCGCUGCCUACUGCGCUACCGAGGCUCUUGUGAGUGAUGAUACUUAUUGAAGAAGAAAAGAAAACAUGUUAUGCCCGGAAACAUGGAAUUUCGAACCACUAUCACAUUACACUGCUACAUUACAUCUGGAUGUAAUGAAGAAUGCAAAUGCAAUCGCAUUAGUGAAGAGUCAUUACUUUAAUCAUUCAAUAUCCGUGGUACUACCUGAUACAGUUACUGUUCCUCAAAAUUUACACAAUUGUCUAUCAAAGGAUACAGAUUAUUAUCGAAUAAAUAAGCUGCAUGUCAGCGAUCUCUUAAACACAGAGUUUAUCGAGGCUUUUGUUAAAAAAGGGGAAAUUAGUCUCCUAACAUUACAAAAUAAAAUAGACUUGGAAAAUUCUAUUUGUGUAACUCCAACUGGCUACUUAAUACUCUCUUUAUUGACGGAUGAUUAUCAAGCUCUUGGUUUAGAAGGGAAACCCUCUGUCUUCAGUCAUAAAUCUCAUACACGAUACGUAGUGAGAAUCGAUCUAACAAAUGAAAGCUUCAUUCCUGGUAAAAAGAAUUACGAAAGAAUUCGGAUAGCGUUAGAAGAACGACUCACCCAGAAGUUUGAUGUUAUAGUAUCAUGGGAUCCACCAGAAAUCAGUAUGUGCCCGUCAUCUAUAGCAGCAUGGUUUUACGCACGUAAUUAUAAUGUUUGUCUUUGUUGCCAGAAAUUUUCUCAAAAAACCAAAUAUUCGUUAACGAUACCUACUUAUGAGGACACAUGUAAUAACACUGAUAUCGAUUUCUUCGAAUGGCUGGGAGUCUUCAGCAUUGAUGGUGAUCUAUCUACUAAGGGAGAAGAUAAUUAUGCAAGUACAUAUCAGUGCUCUUCUCCUUCGAUACAUGUUAGACAGGUACAGUAUUUACAGUGGACUGGAUUCUUCACACGACAAAAGAUCCAAGAAGUAUAUAAUGCUCUAAAACAAUAUGUAUUAUCACGAGAUACUUUACCAUGGAUUAGUUUAGACGUACAAGGAUUUGCAGAUAGUGCUAUUAGCUUUGAUUUGAAAGAACAUACGUUCUUAACUGAUGGAGACAAUAGUUACACUAUUGUAUUUCAACCGGAAGGUAAAGUCGUUAUACGAAGAAAUUUAAGUUCAAAUAAUAAGAUAAAAGUACAUCGUUGACUUUUUCUUGUUAAUAAAUACCUGUUUUAUAUUAUA